AUGCAUUAAUACCCCUUUCCCAACCAGAAAUUUCUACAUACAUAUAUAUAUAUAUACAUACAUAUAUCUGUGUGUAUUAUUGUUAAUAGGCUUUACAAUCAAUAAUCCACCAUCAAGAAUUUGCUCGAGAUUUUUUUCAAUUAGGUCUUUAAUGGAAGGGGAGAGAUCGUCGUCAGGAUUGCCAUCGGUAUUCGAUCAUCACAGUCACCUGCAAAUCUCGAGCUUCUCAGCACCUCAAUCUCAUCAUCAUCAUCAUCAAGAAAUGGGUUUUGUUCAGUUCGAGGAUCACAAUCAGGUCUUGAGCUUCCUGGUAGCGCCGCCGCCGCCGCCGCCGUCCUCUCAGCCGCCUCUCGACGGCGCCGCCGUGUCCAAGCCAACCACCGCCAGCUGCAACACUACUACUAAUAAUAAUGCUUCCUUAGGGUUUAAUAUUCAUAAUGAGAUCGCGAAUAAUCGAGCCUCAUGGAAUAACAACGACCGGCAGGUGGGAUUGGAUCCUGACAAGAGCAACCCUAAUAAUGAUGAAAAUUGCAGUGGCAAUAACACCAACGAGGGAAGCAAUUCAUGGUGGAGGAGCAGCAGUUGUUCGACGACAGACAAGAGCAAGAUCAAGAUAAGGAGGAAGCUGAGGGAGCCUAGGUUUUGUUUUCAGACAAGGAGUGAUGUCGAUGUUCUUGACGAUGGCUACAAAUGGAGGAAGUAUGGACAGAAGGUUGUCAAGAACAGCCUUCAUCCCAGAAGUUAUUACAGAUGCACGCACAACAAUUGCCGGGUGAAGAAGAGGGUCGAGAGGCUGUCUGAAGAUUGCCGGAUGGUAAUAACAACCUACGAAGGCCGACACAACCACACUCCCUGCGACGAUUCAAAUUCCUCGGAUCACGACUGUUUCACUUCAUUCUAGUCGUUCUCGCAGAUAUACUUAAGAGUACUCGGCACCUGUUCUUGUAGGAAUUGCGUGUACCAUAUGUGUUUCGAUCGAGAUUGUUCGUGUGUAUAAAUACAGACAUAUAUAUAUAUACACUACAUUACAUUA
Molecule: messenger RNA, 1033 nt
Organism: Andrographis paniculata
Lineage: Eukaryota; Viridiplantae; Streptophyta; Magnoliopsida; Lamiales; Acanthaceae
Product: probable WRKY transcription factor 12
Exons: 4
Coding region: 152-901 (249 amino acids)
Biological process (GO): regulation of DNA-templated transcription
Molecular function (GO): sequence-specific DNA binding; DNA-binding transcription factor activity
Source: RefSeq, a predicted model, not a curated record